AUGGGUGUUGAGAAGCAGACACUCAAGGAAGGCGACGGCAAGAACUACCCCAAGAAGGGAGACAAGGUGUCCAUCCACUACACCGGUACCUUGGACGAUGGCAGCAAAUUCGACUCGAGCCGUGACCGCGGACAGCCAUUCGAGUGCACCAUCGGCGUUGGCCAGGUGAUCAAGGGCUGGGACGAGGGUGUGCCUCAGAUGUCUAUCGGCGAGAAGGCCAUCUUGAACAUCACUCACGACUUUGCCUACGGUGAACGAGGAUUCCCUCCCGUCAUCCCUGCUCGCAGCAACCUCAAGUUUGACGUCGAGCUGCUUAAGAUCAAUGGCAAAUCUUCGUAA
Messenger RNA from Protomyces lactucae-debilis, 339 nucleotides. RefSeq lists its product as uncharacterized. Gene Ontology annotation, molecular function: peptidyl-prolyl cis-trans isomerase activity. The coding region runs from base 1 to 339 and encodes 112 amino acids. The record is from RefSeq and is a predicted model, not a curated record. NCBI's taxonomy places the organism in Eukaryota, Fungi, Ascomycota, Taphrinomycetes, Taphrinales, Protomycetaceae. The transcript is spliced from 2 exons.